GAGACGUCUGUGGCGUUGGCGGCGGUGGUGGCCCCUGGGGCCUGAGAAGGUGGUGUGGCUGCGGGUUUUGCCCAGGGAGCGUGUUCGGGGCUGUUUCUUGGCCGGCUUCACGGGGACGCCACUGAUCAGCGCCGGAUGUGACCUUCUUGGACGAUUCAAGUUCUUAAAAAGUUUCAGUGUACAUUUGAGGUGGCUGUUUAUACAAAGGAAGCACUGGGACUUGUGGCUACCUUCAAGAAUAAAAAAAUAGAAAAUGGAACAACCAUGUGUGUUAUGUGAGGAAGAACAGGAUCCAGAACCACAGAGCAUAAAAGGAACCAAACAAAUAGAUGAUGAAGAUGCUGAACUGAUCUUUGUUGGGGUGUCUUCAAAUUCAAAACCAGUUGUUUCAAAUAUUUUGAAUAGAGUGACCCGAAGAAAAGAUACUGUUCGUAGAUUGCAGCCUACAAGUCAUGUGACCCCUUCAUCAGAAACAGUGACUAUGUUGCCAGUAUCUCAAUCUGAAUCAAGAUCAACAGAUAGUCCUAUUAUUAUUGAGCCUUCGUCUAAGCCUGAUGAUAAAAGUAAUUCACCAAAAGUUGUGCCUAGUAGCUCUUCAGAAUCAUGUUCUCCUGUGGUUACCCUCACAAGUUCAUUGCAUCAUCCAGUGAAAGCAGCACUUUCAGAAGGAGGUAUGAAUGAAAGUACUUGUAUAUCAAAGCGGUGUUCCAAUUCUGAAGUAAUUAGCAUAAAUCCCAAAAAUCCUAAACUCAGUGAUGGAAUCACAGGAGGAGGAUAUUCUUUAACUUUGUCCCCUCCAAGUGUUUUUAAUAAUAAUAAUCCUCAGCAGAGUACAUCCAAUGAUGUCCAUACCUCAGUAAGCCAUGUUCAGAAUGUAUUAUCUUUUCCCACAGCUUUUCCAAAGGACAGUCUCCAUUUAAAGCCUAUAACUAUAAAUCCUGAUAGGGAAAAUGGGUUGGCAAAAACAGAAUUUUCAGAUCUAGCAAGUCAAAAUAAGACCUUUGAUCCCAAGAAAGGGAAUUUGAUUCUAUUACUUAGUGACUUUUACUAUGGACAACAUCAAGGAGAUGGGCAGCCAGAACAGAAAACUCACACAACCUUUAAAUGCCCCAGCUGUUUGAAAGUUCUAAAAAAUGUUAAGUUUAUGAAUCACGUGAAGCACCAUUUGGAACUUGAGAAGCAGAGGGGUGACAGCUGGGAAACCCACACUACCUGCCAGCACUGCCAUCGGCAGUUUCCCACUCCCUUCCAACUACAACGUCACAUGGAAAGUGUACACACUCCACAGGAGCCCUCUGCUGUCUGUAAAAUUUGUGAGUUGUCAUUUAAAACAGAUCAGAUUCUUUUAGAACACAUGAAGGACAAUCAUAAGCCUGGGGAAAUGCCCUAUGUGUGCCAGAUUUGCAGUUUCAGAUCAUCAGCCUUUGCUGAUGUGGAAACACAUUUUAGAACAUACCAUGAAAACACUAAGAAUCUACUUUGUCCUUUUUGUCUCAAAAUUUUCAAAACUGCAACACCAUAUAUGUGUCAUUAUAGGAGGCACUGGACCCAAUGUCAUCAAAUGUUUAAGAAGCCUAAGCAACUAGAAGGAUUGCCUCCUGAAACAAAAAUUGUUAUUCAAGUGUCACUGGAACCUGGUCAACCAGAAUCAGUGAAUGUAGCGUCUAUUAUUCUGAGUACAACUGAUUCUGAACCAUCUCCUCCCAAAUCUAAAAAUAGAAUUUCCAAAAAAUCUCAUUAAUUCUAUUUUGGGAAACCAAAAGCAAAUAUUUCAGUUUGA
Messenger RNA from Ictidomys tridecemlineatus (thirteen-lined ground squirrel), 1780 nucleotides. Lineage: Eukaryota; Metazoa; Chordata; Mammalia; Rodentia; Sciuridae. The record is from RefSeq and is a predicted model, not a curated record.